CAUGCGUUUCAUCGUUAGUGUCGCAUCGUAUUUGCUGUAAAUUUUCGAAGAACUCAUUCAGAAACAAUGAUAUCAAAACUACUCACGCUAACAGCAUUGCUCGUGUUCACUCACGUCCGCGCAACCUUCGUCGUCUAUCCUCCAAAAUACGAACUGAGCGAUGCUCAGACCGAAGAGUUGAUGGCCUGUUUGACGCCAACCGAAAACGUGGGAGACCAGCAGAGUAAGUACGAUCCCAUCUGCGGUACCGACGGGUUCAGUUACUACAACAAGUACCAGAUGAAAUGCAUGGCCAAGGCAAUUCCGUCGGUGGAUUUCGCAUUCUAUGGACGCUGUCCCAACGAGCCGAUGUUUUUGCCACUGGAAUCGGCUCGCGGAACGGAACUCCUGGGCAACCAGGCCGAGUUUGACAAGUUCCAGCGAUGCCUGGAGAGCUGCAAUGCUUUUAGCCCGGUUUGUGGCAACGACCAGAAGACCUACAGCAGUCCUUGUGCCCUACAGUGUGCGAAAGCUCAUCGUCCGAAGCUGGAUGUCAAGGCUAGUGGAUUCUGCAAAGAGGACCAGACCGUGGACGACAAGUGUCCAGAGAUUCUGCAGCCGUUCUGCGGGUCCGAUGGGAUCACCUAUUUGAACUACUGUCAGUUCAAAUUUGCCCAGUUGGGCGAGAAAGAUUUACUGCCGGCUCACAUGGGCGAUUGUGUGCGACGGCUGAUAGCGGUGAAAGGGGCGCUGCAAAAGAAGAGCGGAGGCUGUGGAUGUGGUGGGGGAGGGGGAUGCGGAGGUUGCGGAAAGUGAGAACCAAUAAAAAUGUAAGUUUUUAAGAGGUUAUAAAUAGAGGUGUGUUACGAUGUUUAUUUUGAUACAUAUGCGUCUACGCAUAACUAUUUAGCAAAAAGCAAUUCUUGGUUUCUUGUAAAUUCCAUUUUUAUCACAAAUUCAACAAUAAAACAAAAUUCAAUGCUGAAAAUUAA
Messenger RNA from Aedes aegypti (yellow fever mosquito), 971 nucleotides. RefSeq names its product serine protease inhibitor dipetalogastin-like. The coding region runs from base 67 to 795 and encodes 242 amino acids. Gene Ontology annotation, molecular function: serine-type endopeptidase inhibitor activity; protein binding. The record is from RefSeq and is a predicted model, not a curated record. Lineage: Eukaryota; Metazoa; Arthropoda; Insecta; Diptera; Culicidae. The transcript has a single exon.